GUUUUUCUCUACAGGUAGAUUCAGAGUUUCCAGGUAAGCAGAAGGUGUGGCGGAAAGAAACGUUCCUCUUCAGAGACAAAGAAGAACUACAUUCAUCAUGGCUUCUUUAUGGGACGAUUUGCAAAGUCUUGUGGAUUCACCGUCGUCUGCUGCUGCUGAAGGCGGACAGAGAGGAACCAUCAAGCCUAAAGCAAACUUUGAUGCAGAAAAAGACGCCGCAGCUCUGAAGGACGCCAUUAAAGGACUCGGGACAAAUGAGAAAGUCCUGAUUGAAAUCCUGACCCAACGAAGCAACGAUCAGAGGCAGCUCAUCUGCAAAGCGUAUGAAGGAGCCACCGGCAGAACGCUGGAAAAAGACCUGAAAGGCGACACGGGCGGAAACUUUGAGGAGCUGCUGCUGGCGCUCAUCACUCCCCCCGCAGCGUACGACUGCCACGAAGUCACCCGAGCCAUGAAGGGAGCUGGUACAAAAGACUCCGUCCUGAUUGAAAUCUUUGCCUCCAGGUCCAAGCAGCAAAUCAAAGCUCUCAAAGACGUUUACAGAAAAGAAACGGAGAAGGACCUGAUUGAGAAGUUGCAGAGUGAAGCUUCUGGAGAUUUUUCCACAGCGCUUAUUCUCCUGGCAAAGGGUGAGAGAGACGGGAGCAACUCUGUAGAUGUAGGAAAAGCAAAGGAAGACGCUGAGACGCUUUACAAAGCCGGGGAGAAGAAGUGGGGCACAGACGAGUCCAAGUUUAUCGAGAUCCUCUGCAAAAGAAGCAUACCUCAGCUCAGGCAGAUUCUAAUCGAAUACAAGAACAUCAGCGGGAAAACGCUGCAGCAGAGCAUCGAAGGAGAAAUGUCUGGAGAGCUGGAGGAGCUGCUGGUGGCUGUUGUGAAAUGUGCGAAGAGUUUACCGGCGUAUUUUGCAGAACUGCUGCAUAAGAGCAUGAAGGGCGGUGGCACCGAUGAGUCCACUCUGACCCGGAUCAUGGUGAGCCGGUCUGAGAUCGACCUGCUGGACAUCAGAGCAGAGUUCAAGAAACUCUACAAACACUCUCUGCUGUCCGACAUCGAGUCCGACGUGUCGGGCGAGUACGGCGACUGCCUGAAGGCGAUCUGUGGAGGAGACGACUGACAUCGUCCGUCUGAAGACAAAAAUAAAUCUGUUUCUUUCA
Poecilia reticulata (guppy) is the source of this 1157-nucleotide messenger RNA. It is a transcript of the gene anxa3a, whose product is annotated as annexin A3a. Gene Ontology annotation, molecular function: calcium-dependent phospholipid binding; calcium ion binding; phosphatidylserine binding. NCBI's taxonomy places the organism in Eukaryota, Metazoa, Chordata, Actinopteri, Cyprinodontiformes, Poeciliidae. Gene Ontology annotation, cellular component: vesicle membrane; cytoplasm; nucleus. The record is from RefSeq and is a predicted model, not a curated record.